AUGUUUCCUUGUCGUGAUGAAUUGUCGGUGAUUUUUUCAUUCUUGCCAUUGGAGGAUUUGGUGAAUAGUAAAAUGCUCGUUUGCAAGUAUUGGAGAGAGGCUGCCUUUGGAAAUUUAGGAUUGUGGACUGCCCUGUUGAAUACACAUUUUAGAUGGGAAGAUUUUGUGAAUCCAAUGUUUCCUGAAAUUGAAAUUGAAUUACAAAAUUCCGAUGAAGGUUUAUCUGAUCAUUAUGAUUAUUUAGAGUACCUCUUUUCGAUCAUUCCUAAAUUUAUAUCAGUGGAGGAGAGGAAUGAAGAUGUUACAAUUGUUCAAGGAGAUUCUCUGAGUUUGGAACAAGUAUUUACAUUUUCUUUUCCUCUCUUGAAGAAUACAUUGGUUGGAGAGUUUUUUGAGAUACGGAGGAGAGAAAACUUGAUGAAAUUGGUUGUGAUUAUGACAAGUUUAAUUUCGGAUGAAUACAGACCUAAUCCUGUGACAGAUCAAGUUAUUUUACAUCAAUGUUUCUGGGAUGAUAAUUCAGAUAUUGUGAAAGAGGCCAAAAUUUUAAUACCAUUCUCAUUAUUUUGUUUUAUUAUUUUGAUUAGUGAAGGAGAUGAAUGGUUUUCAUGUUUGGAUUUGUUAUUCUUCAAAAAGAGAUUGAAUUGUAAUGUCAAGUACAGUAAGAUUGUUUAUGGAGUAUCACCUUAUAUUAUAACAUCAGAUGAUGAUUCAGAAGAAGAAGAGGAGGAAACAUCAACUGACAAAUUGGAACAAUAUUUAUCUCAGCAAAUUACACCAUUUUGCUAUUUUUCAAACUUGGAUGGACAUUACACAAGCCAAUCAUCAACUUCAUCCUCGUGGGAAGAUUAUGAUAAGCAAAUGUUUCCAAUCUUUUUCAAUGCUGGUGCACCAUAUAGUUUCUAUGAGAUGCGUGUAACCUUAAAUGAAAAGGAAAAUCUCAUCAUUGUGGAGAAGGUUUAUGGAAGUGGUUAUUAUUGA
This is a messenger RNA of Naegleria gruberi, 981 nucleotides long. RefSeq lists its product as uncharacterized. The transcript has a single exon. The coding region runs from base 1 to 981 and encodes 326 amino acids. The record is from RefSeq and is a predicted model, not a curated record. Gene Ontology annotation, molecular function: protein binding. NCBI's taxonomy places the organism in Eukaryota, Heterolobosea, Eutetramitea, Acrasida, Naegleriidae.